AUGGCCACUGCACAAACCAACUUCUGCGAGGAUUUGUUUUCACGUUACUCUCGUUACAGAAAACUACAACGAGUAGUAGCAUUCUGCGGUCGCUAUCUGCAGCGAUUGCAGGAUCGCGCACAGCUGCGUCGUUCCGGGUCGGAUUCUCUUACGUUGAACAUGAACGUCCGAGAUAAAUCAUCUUCCGUUCUACCACUGAACACUGCCAAGCUACAAUACGCCGAACAACUACUCUGCCGUUUAGCACAGCGCGAUAGUUUCACUGAGGAGCUGUCAGAUCUCUCAAACGGUGACCGUGUCGCCAAGUCAUCAGCACUGAAAUGGUUAACACCGUUCGUAGAUGAAGACGGUACUCUCCGCGUUGGUGGUCGUCUACCUGCUCUGCUGGCUAGCAGUUACCACGUAACACUACUGCACGCAGGUCAACAACUCCUGUUAGCCACUCUUCGCCAGAUGUUCUGGAUCCUCGGCGGUAGUAAUCUUGUCAAGUCCGUUUACCACCAAUGCCACAAUUGUUUCCGAUCCAAGCCCACUCUAGUCCAGCAGAGCACAGCCGAUCUGCCGGUAUCGCGAGUUUCACCGACGCGUCCGUUUUCCGUGUGCGGUGUCGAUUAUUGUGGACCAUUCUACGUAAAGUCUGCAAUUCAAAAGCAUGGCCCCACCAAAGUGUACGUGGCAAUUUUCGUCUGCUUCUCAACCAGGGCUGUCCAUAUGGAACUGGUUAGCGACUUAACAACCACUGCUUUUCUAGGUUCACUCCGUCGCCUAGUCGCCCGUCGAGGAAAGGUCGUCGAACUCCAUUCCGACAAUGCAACUACCUUCAAAGGUGCUUCGCAUGCCCUUAACAGGAUCUACCGCAUGCUGAAGGUCGGAACUUCCGAUCGUGAACAAAUUUUCGACUGGUGUUCAUCCAACGAAAUCUCGUGGAAGUUCAUUCCGCCCCGGGCACCACACUUCGGAGGUCUCUGGAAGGCUGCAGUCAAAUCGGCGAAGACACACCUUCUGAAGGCGAUCGGUAAUGUCAAUAUAGCUUAUGAAGAUCUUCUGACCUUAUUGGCGCAAGUCGAGAUAUGUUUUAACUCUCGACCCCUCACACCAAUUCCGGAGGACCCCACCGACCUUGACGUCUUGACUCCAGGAAACUUCCUACUUGGAAGUAAUCUUCAAGCGGUUCCUGAUUUGAAUUGGAAGGAGACAUCGGAUAAUCGCUUGAAUCACUGGGAAUUGACCCAGAAGCGUGUGCAGCAAAUCUGGUCCCGUUGGUAUCCGGAAUACUUACAACAGUUACAAUCCCGUGCAUCCAAGGGUUGA
Ochlerotatus camptorhynchus is the source of this 1311-nucleotide messenger RNA. RefSeq lists its product as uncharacterized. The coding region runs from base 1 to 1311 and encodes 436 amino acids. Lineage: Eukaryota; Metazoa; Arthropoda; Insecta; Diptera; Culicidae. Gene Ontology annotation, biological process: DNA integration. Gene Ontology annotation, molecular function: nucleic acid binding. The transcript has 2 exons. The record is from RefSeq and is a predicted model, not a curated record.